UACUUCAUAUCAUCACCGGGAAGGAGCGAGCCGCCCCCGUACAUCGUUCCUAUCCAGACACUCCAGCAUGGAUCUCCGGGUCACCUCCAUCCUCCUCUGUCUGGUUGGGGUGCCCUUACCCGUUUUCACUGAUGUCAUCUCACAACCCCCAACUUGGAGCAGGAAAGAUCCUUCAAGGAAUAUCACGGAACUAUCUCCAGUGACACCAGAAGUUUUUGUCUCUAUAAAUUUCACCUCUGAGGACACAGUGCCUUCAGAGUCUUCAGUUCCAGCAACUUUUCUGAGGAGCGAGUCCUCACCAGUAUCUCCUCCAACCAAACCCGAGAAGCCCAACUCACAACCAAGCCCUAGUAGAGGAGAGACCAUGUCACCGAACAGCAAUAUGACUGCCGCAGGACCUAUUCCAAUAAACAAAAACAUCACAUCACCUACUAAGAGACCUCGGGCCAUCUCUUUACCUGGUCCAGAGACGGAUUCCACUGAACUUCUGGUCACCUCAGGACCAUCUGCCACCAUGAUAAUGGAAGGGGAUACAUCCCCUAAUGAAGCCAGAAAUCUCGCCACCAGCACUUAUCCUUCUGCAUACUUGGACAGAGUUUCAUCUGAAAAUGCUUUUGAAACCCACCCACAAACCAACCCAACAUCAUCGACUGCCACAACUGCACCAACCUACCCACAAUCUUACCAAAAAUCAACAAUAGGCACAACUGCACCAACUUACUCACACAUUUACCCAACAUCAUCAACAGCCACAACUGCACCUGUUUUUUCCCAAACUUACCAAAUAUCACUGACUGCCACAACUACACCACCUUACCCACAAGUUUACCCAACAUCAUCAACAGCCUCAACUCACCCAACAUCAACAGGCACAACUGCACUAGCUUAUCCCCAAAUGUACCCAACGUCAUCAACGGCCACAACUAAAUCAACUUACCCAACAUCAUCAACAGCCACAACUGCACCUGCUUAUUCCCAAACUUACCAAAUAUCACUGACUGCCACAACUACACCACCUUACUCACAAGUUUACCCAACAUCAUCAACAGCCUCAACUCACCCAACAUCAUCAACAGCCACAACUGCACCAACUUACUCCCAAACUUACCCAACAUCACUGACUGCCACAACUACACCACCUUACCCACAAGUUUACCCAACAUCAUCAACAGCCUCAACUUACCCAACAUCAACAGGCACAACUGCACCAGCUUAUCCCCAAAUGUACCCAACGUCAUCAACGGCCACAACUAAAUCAACUUACCCAACAUCAUCAACAGCCACAACUGCACCUGCUUAUUCCCAAACUUACCAAAUAUCACUGACUGCCACAACUACACCACCUUACUCACAAGUUUACCCAACAUCAUCAACAGCCUCAACUCACCCAACAUCAUCAACAGCCACAACUGCACCAACUUACUCCCAAACUUACCCAACAUCACUGACUGCCACAACUACACCACCUUACCCACAAGUUUACCCAACAUCAUCAACAGCCUUAACUUACCCAACAUCAACAGGCACAACUGCACCAGCUUAUCCCCAAACUUACCCAACAUCAUCAACGGUCACAACUACACCACCUUACCCACAAGUUUACCCAACAUCAUCAACAGCCUCAACUCACCCAACAUCAACAGGCACAACUGCACCAGCUUAUCCCCAAAUGUAUCCAACAUCAUCAAUGGCCACAACUACAUCAACUUACCCAAUAUCAUCAACAGCCACAACUGCACCUGCUUAUUCCCAAACUUACCCAACAUCAUUGACUGCCACAACUAUACCAUCUUACCCACAAAUUUACCCAACAUCAACAGCCACAACUUACCCAACAUCAACAGGCACAACGGCACCAGCUUAUCCCCAAAUGUACCCUACAUCAUCAACAGCCACAAAUUACCCAACAACAACAACUGCACCAGCUUAUCCACAAAUGUACCCAACAUCAUCAACAGCCACAACUUACCCAACAACAACUGCAUCAGUUUAUCCACAAAUGUACCCAAAAUCAUCAACGGCCACAACUGGAUUAACUUACCCAAGAUCAUCAACAGCCACAACUGCACCAACUUCUGUAGUAUCAGCAGGAACUGCAACCCAAGCAAUAACUUCUAAUAUGUCUAAUGCCACAUCACUAGCUGCCCAAACUGUAUCAGUCUCAUCUAGCAUUACUAAUUCUCCAUCACCAAGUACAGCACCUGCAAUAUCGAUGGCUCUUACAGGUCUAAUAACAUCUCUGGCAACCAAAUCGACACUUUUACCGUCAUUACCAUUUGUAACAACUGCGCCGAUAGCACCUAAUAUUACAAACUCUACUUUGCCAACUACCACACCUGCCUUAAUGAUGGCUUCUGUGACUCUAACCCCAUCACUUGGAAGCCAAACGUCACCCAUACCAUCUAACAUAACCAACUUAACAUCACCAACUGUGACACUGAUGUCUACUCUUACAAGGCAAACUACAUCACUGGGAACCAAAACAACACUAUUGCCGUCUGAUAUAACCAACUCAACAUUAUCAUUGGUAACAAAUGCACCAAUGAUACAUAAUAUGACCAACUAUACAUCACCAACUACCAGAGCUCUACCAAUGUCUCUCAACUCUACAACUUCCAAAAUUGAACCAACCUCAUUCAUUGUCUCCGAUGAAACAUCACCAUCCACCAUAGUUGUACCGAUAAUGUCCAAUCUGCUUUCCAACACAACACAAGCUACCUUGAGUUCCCCUGCAUUAUCAAAUCUAGCUAGUUUAACAUUAUCGACUACCAUAACUGUGCCAAUAACAUCCAAUUAUAGCAAUAUUACAUUACAAGGGAACACAGUUGCACCAACAGUGUCCAAUACCAUUGGGUCAACUUCAACCUCAAGAACAUUAGGCCUGAAUACCACUAUACUACAAGUUACUGGGACAAUACUGUAUAAUACCACAGGCUUCACAUCACUGGCUACCAAAACUGUACCAGUGACUCCAUUUAUCACCAAAACCAUAAUACCAGAUACAGCAGCUACAACAUCUAAUGUCACUGGAGUCUUGUCUGUGGGUGCAACCACCUGGCCAGCAGAGUCUAAUACAUCAGAUGCACCAAAUAGGCAUAACGUCACCAUAUUAUUGUCCCAAGCUGCCACCACUGCACCUGUACCACCUGUUUUAAGUACCUCUAUUUCGCUAGAUGGAAGAACUGCUGCAGUAAUGUCUAAUGUUAGUCAGUAUUCUUCGCCAUCAACCACAGCAGUGUCAGGAACAUCCAACAUUACUCCCUCUGUGUCUCCAUCUUUAUUGCCCAAUAUAACUGGAUCCGCAUUAUUAGAUUCCAGAACUGUCCCAAUAACAUCUAAAAUAUCUACGACCCUAGGAAGUACCACAGUUGCGGCAACAUUGAAGAAUAUAACGGGUUUAAUGUCAACAGUAGAUCUGAAUAUGUCACCGAUUGUAGGAAGUACUCUGGUACCAUCAAAGAUAUUUGGCUCCUCAUCAAUGGCUACCAAAACUGCACCAAUGAUAUCUGAUGUCACUGACUCUUCUGGAACCAAAACAACAGAUUCAAGAUCAAAUAAAUCAGCUGUGACCUUAACAUCCACCGUAACUCCACCAAUAACCACCAACAUUUCUUUUGUAAGCCCACCGGCCAACCCAACUGCUCCAAUAACGAUCGUCGCUUCUACAUCACCAGUUAGCAAAACGGCACCGAUAGUAUAUCCUGUCAAUGGAGCUUCAUCGCCAACAGCGGUCUCUACGAUCGGUGAUACCACAUCUAGACCCUCUGCUCCGGUGAUUCCCACUACACUGAUGACACGAUACACCACUAAAGCCUCUUUACCAAAUCCGGUUUCUGAGAGCAAUACCAUCCCAGUAAUGUCUGGAAUUACUGGGUUGACCAGUACGCCAAGCCUGGAAAAAGUUUCAACAACUGCCAAAACACCUUCAAGUGCCACAACUAUGCCGACAGCUUCUUCAACUGGUUCUCCAUCAACCAGUACCCCAACUAUACCAUGUAAUACAACUUUGACAAUUACGGGAACAACAUUUUCUACUGGAACUGAGCCAGAACAUUUGAGCUUCCCAACUAAGACGUCAACUGCUUCCACGCUGGGACAGGUCAAUGCUACCAAAACUACCACUAACAUGACUGAUGGCACUACUGAAAUGCGGCCUACAGAGGCCGUCACCUUGGGAACUUAUGAGAAAAAGAGCAGAGGAAUCUUGGCGCUGAGAUUGAAACUGGAGUCAUCCGCCAUUUAUCCCUUCACAACGCAGGCCAUUCUAAAACUGAUAUGUUCCAUGCUCAUCCACGAUCUGUCAGUUAAACACGCAACAGUGACCUGGGGACUGCAGAGAACAUCAACUGACUGUGACACCUUCCUGGACGCUUCAGUAUAAGCCGGAGAGCAGCCGUCUGAACAGAUCUGCUUAUUCGCAUUUAGGUUGCCCACAUUCCAGAUCCCCGGUGGGAUAUCAGGCAAACGGCCAUGGCUGCAGAAAACUGUUUUUUUUUCCAUACCAUCAGCAUUGCAAUAUUUGGCCCCGCAUGUGGGCGGGGGAAGUCCUUGGCAGUACCUUAAAGGGAACCAACGGGGCAACGUCUUCUAGGAACUUCCUUCUUUCUAUGAGGAACAGUAAACCGUACAGCAAUUGUUACCCCAAAGUAUACACUUAGGGCCAAAUCCACAAAUAUCGGGCGCAACUUAAA
Messenger RNA from Rana temporaria (common frog), 4691 nucleotides. Its product is annotated as mucin-5AC-like. The transcript is spliced from 4 exons. The record is from RefSeq and is a predicted model, not a curated record. NCBI's taxonomy places the organism in Eukaryota, Metazoa, Chordata, Amphibia, Anura, Ranidae. Bases 68 to 4381 code for a protein of 1437 amino acids.